Messenger RNA from Ramularia collo-cygni, 1653 nucleotides. RefSeq lists its product as uncharacterized. The coding region runs from base 1 to 1653 and encodes 550 amino acids. The record is from RefSeq and is a predicted model, not a curated record. The transcript has a single exon. NCBI's taxonomy places the organism in Eukaryota, Fungi, Ascomycota, Dothideomycetes, Mycosphaerellales, Mycosphaerellaceae.
AUGGCGGCACGUCCGUCGAUUCCACCUCCAGGAGGACACUGUCCGUGGAAUAAGUUGCCAACUCAUCUCAAAGGCUACAUACUCUGGCUUGUGGACGUGCCGGACAGAGAACUCUACAUACGCAUGGAUCGCGGAAAAUUCUACUACUCAAGCAAGAACGAUAGUCCUCCGAUCGAGGGCAACCCACUGUAUGCGAAAUUUUGUCGGGAUGUGUUAGAUCCCGAGAAUGGGCGACCAAAUUUCUCCAACCGAACAGGAAACUUCAUCAACUGGGCAUUGGAGAGAUUCAUCGGGCACACAUUGAUCAAAUUCCGUUCUGCUGCCGACCAUUGGUUCCUCGUGCAGGAAUAUCGCAGAUCCGGAUCCCCAUCCUGGGUGCCCAAUAUUACCAAACUCUCGCUGGAUCUGUCCCGUCAGGAGAAUCUUGCCACUGUGAGACGUAUUGCGAGGCGCAUUACAAGAUACGUAUCUAGAUCUUCUUCACUUCGGCUGCUGCGACUUCGUACGUCAUCUUGUUUCUUUCACGGAUCCUGCUGGGAUUUCGACUCUCAAGCGUGGACUUUGAAAGAUUUCAGCCAGUUUUUUAGACUUCCUUCGAGACCGCCACCUGCAAAGGUGGGUCCCACUCCGAGAGUCCACGUGCAGGAACUCAUUGACGCACCUCGAGGCAAAAUUCUCGGACGGAAUCUCGCAACCUUCGGAACAUGGAUCAUCCAAAAUGCGACACCUCCGCAAGACAUGGGUCUCUCAGAAGCGUUGUCAGGUGGCCCGCUUGCUUCAAUACCUCCAGCGAAUGGAACUUGUCCGUGGGAAGGUCUACCACAGGAGCUCAAAGAUUACGUGUUCUAUCUGGCAUACAUUCACUCGGAUCAGCAGCUCCACAUUAUAUCAGAAACACACCGACUCCGUGUGCAGGCACAUCGGGCCCGCUCGGUUUGUUUCUGUUGUAUGGAUUACUCGGAAACUCAUGUGACGCAGCGUCCAGAAACAUAUGUUGAGCGAUUCUUGGUCUCUCGAAGAUGGUUUGAGGUGGCUUGGAAACUCUUCCUCUCCCAGACGAUGCUACAAUGCCAUGUGUCGGAUGUGACGCAAUUUUCGCCAGCUGCCACCGCAGGAGACCCAUCGCUACUGUGGACGCGUGAAAUUACACAACUGACGUUGUCCAUUGAUAAAUCUGUGAAUGAGGGACAUCCUGGCAUGGAGCAUCUCAAGGACCUCACCUCACUGAAACAUCUACACCUGCGCAUCUCGCCCUUGUCUUUCUCGUAUACGGAUCCCUGGGAAGGAAAUGUCACGCAUACUUUGUGGAACGAAUCCGAAUUCGCGGAGUGCGGGAAUCUGUGGAAGGCACCUCGCGGCUGCAGGAUCACUGUCCAGGCCAUUGACCACGGUUCGGCGGUGUCCUGGGUCGAACGACCGUCUGAUCAAGGUGAUGAUCAUAGUGCGUACGUAACACAGAUCUUCGCGAGUAAUAUGAUAAUGUAUGGACGGCUUCUGAACGUGCAUUCGAAUGAGCCGAGGUUGGAAGACGAGGAUAUACCGGAGACUUUGGAGGAAGCAAAAAUUAUGAUURUGAUUAAUGGGAGAGGACUGGUGGAGUUGUUGCAGGAAGUCAAACGAGAGAGGAUGGAGAGGAAGAAGUUGGGAAGUUGA